UUUUGAAGUACCUGAAAGAUUACAUCUGCGCAUAAACGGGAAACUACGCGAGCCGAUAAGCACCAGUUCUUGGGUGUCUCAAGUUGAGGGAUGUUGCAGCUAAGGUGCAAGUGCAAGAUGAACAUCUUGCUGCUACUGGCCGUAGCGCUUGCCAGUUACGAAUUGUGCCUGGCGGCAGAAGCCCCCGUGGCUAACACGACAACCGGAAAAUUCGUGGGUCUUCUUCUCAAUGUUUACGGCCAGAAGGUCCAUGCUUUCUUAGGCGUGCCGUACGCUAGGCCUCCUGUUGGAGAUAGGCGCUUUGCAAAACCGGUGCCGGCAUUGCCCUGGAAAACAGUACGUUCGGCAACAGCGUACGGAAGCAGAUGUCCACAAGAUCCCUCUGACACACACGAGUACGAUACCAUUAGUGAUCCAUCGAUGCGGGAAGACUGUCUUACUCUGAACGUCUGGACACCGCCAAGAGCUAACGAGUCUGUUGCUAACAAGUCUGUCAUGGUAUGGCUACACGGAGGUGGAUUCAAGAAAGGACAUUCGGGAGAAGAGUUCUACGAUGGCUCCAUUUUAAGUGCUACUCAGGACGUAGUGGUUGUAACAUUGAACUAUCGUUUAGGUUACCUGGGUUUUCUGAAUGCGCUUCAUCCGAACGCUUCUGGAAAUGUUGGGCUGUACGAUCAACUGUCAGCCUUGAACUGGAUAAAGGAAAAUAUAAAGGUGUUUGGAGGCAAUUCAUCCAGCGUAACAUUGUUCGGAAAGGGAGCAGGUGCAACAGCCAUUGCCCUUCAUCUACUGUCACCGCAUGGCUUUGGGCUUUUCCAAAGAGCUAUCUUGCAAAGUGCAGAUCUAGAGCUCUCUAAAUAUGUGGACAACAUCAAGACCGCCAUGGAGAAGGCUGAUGCUUUGGCUGUCGAAUUAGGUUGUUCCAGGAGAGGACACUCGCUUCUCACUGCAACUGAAGAUGUUCUGGAGUGCAUGAGGAGCAGGGACCCAAGAGAAAUAUUGCGAGCACAGUCUGACCUUCAACAUAAAGUUGGCCCUGCUCUCCCGUCAUUCGGCACGGACUUUCUACCCCAAGACCCGACAGCGGUGUUGAACAGCGCAGAGAGCCCAGCCGUUGAUCUUCUCAUGGGCCACAACGCAGAAAAGGGAAAAGAAGUGCUUUCCAACCUCUUCCCUUCAAUACUCGAAUCCUCCUCGCAGAAUAUCACGCUGCAAGACAUUGAAAUUAUGUUCCACGUGCUUGCGAACACGUACGGGUACUCAAGAACCAUUGCGGAGAAAUCGUUGGAGUUCUACCUCAGAGGCGUUGAUUCUUGUAUCCCGCAAGCUCUAAUUGAUGCGGCGAUAAGGUACUCUACGGAUUUAGCAACCUGCGCUUCAGUAUCGCUCGCAGAAGUUUUCGCUUCAACGGGAAGGAGUGUUUUCUACUACCAGUCAACGUACACUUCUGAAUCCAGACAGAAAUGGGGAGUCUCCGUCGAUACUUUUGGAUCUUGCUUUGCUUUUGGUGCGCCAUUCAGAUUUCCCGGGAGAUUUAACGACGUGGACAGGUCAUUCAGUCACGUCGUUAUGCACACAUUCGCUUACUUCGCAAAACAUGGGCGAGCGCCGAUGCUGAAUGGCUUAGCAUGGAUGAAGUUUAUGGAGUCCCAGCCAAACUAUUUUGAGUUUGACCCGUACAUGAUGAGGCCUCGAAAUCUUGAUACUUCAGGUUGCAAGUUGUUAGGGAAAUUCAUGUGAUCUUUACGAUUUAUCUGGAACUCGUCUGACAAUGGUAGUCAUUUGGCUUCGUUGUGAACCUAUUAUGAGGAACAGAACGUAACCAUUAAACGAUCUUCUUUUUCCCACGUG
This is a messenger RNA of Ornithodoros turicata, 1851 nucleotides long. RefSeq names its product acetylcholinesterase-1-like. Lineage: Eukaryota; Metazoa; Arthropoda; Arachnida; Ixodida; Argasidae. The record is from RefSeq and is a predicted model, not a curated record. The coding region runs from base 91 to 1740 and encodes 549 amino acids. The transcript is spliced from 3 exons.